GGAUGGUUUGAAAUCAAGCUGGAAAUCAGUGUUGUUCCUUACAUCAUCUUGUUUUGGAUUUGGUUUCAGGAGGUGCAAGAGUCACUGUAUAGAGAUGAAAGUGUCAAGGAUCUUGAUGAUUUCUAUGAUCCAUGUUUUCUGCUUCAGCUCUUCAGUGAAUUGACCAGACCAGAAUGUUUAGUGGCCUGUCAGAAGUUUGUUGAAGUCAAUGCCUUGGGCCUAACGGUGGCUGCCCUUAGCAGCUAUGAUUCCAACAUGAGAGCAGCGGCAUAUUUUGUCCUGGCUUCUUUUCGUUCUCAUCUGGAAGGAGCUCGCUUUCGAGAGCAGAAACAGUUGCUGUAUCUCAUGGAUGCUGUGCAAAAUGGAAUCAGGCAGCAAAACCUCAGAUUUACCUUCUCCCUAACCCUCUACAUUGCCCGUGUGGCACAGCAGAUGCUGAAGCCAGAGGAGCACAUGUAUACUAAGAUCAACAGGUUCCUUCUGUCACACCAGUAUUUGGACCUGAGGAAAGUACCAGGGUUUUUCCAGUUUUUCUACAGUUUUGACUUUGAGCACAAAAUAGAACGUGACUGGGUUCUCAGACUUCUUGGGGAAGGGCUGCGUGAUAAACACUGCUACCAGCUCUACGACUACCAGAAGAUUUUCCAUGUCAUUCUUUCCUUUUUCAACAGUCCUUUGUGUGAUGAAGGCUCUCAGAAUCACAUUCUAGAGGUGCUACAGAAUGCUGCCCGUGUUACCAGAGCUGCUUAUGAGCUGAUACAAGACCACAGCCUCCUAACCUGGAUACUGCACAUCUUGGAGAAAAGGUUUUUGGAAAGCAAGCUGCUAAACAGAAUCAUUUCCUUAGUCCAUACUCUGUGGCUGACAAAUAUAGGAAGCAAGAGAGAAAGCAAGAAAAAGCCCCAGGAGAACAGGAAGCUUCUUCCUAUUCAGCUUGUAAACGAAUUUCUGUAUGUUUUGAUCACUUUAGUUAAACUCAUUCGGACUAAUUUAGAUCAAGCCAAGCUGGCACAGUUUUUUGCUACAUUCAGUUCUGUGCUGGGGUAUCGUGCUCUUGUUGGGGAGGCCUUUAAAGAAAUGAGUCGAUUCACUGUGAAUGACAGUGUUCUCUCAAACAAAGACAUCCUGCUGUUGUUGCAUAAGUGGAGCGUCAUUGAAAAAGACCUGCAGCUCCAAGAGGAUGUGCAGAAUCUUGCUCAGAAAUACCAGAUCAAAGAACUGCUUAAAAAUAUUAAAGAAAAGAGCAAAUCCCAAGCCUCAUCUCGUCAUCGCACUCAGAAAAGGAGAAAGACAGAAGAAGACUGCAUGGCUGCAGAUCUGAAUGUCUCCGAGCUGGAGAAAUGCAGAGAGGAUCUGAGUGCCAUAUUUGUCCACUGGGAGCCCGUUUUCCCAGCGCUGCCUAUCAAACAUCCAGAGGAACUCCUCAAAUCUGCUGACCUUGCAGAUGAAACAGUCAGUCUGACCUGUGCAUCCGCAUGCAUAGUAACGAAAUGGCUGGUGAAGUCCAUGGUUGAGCACAGCCUCAAUAUGCAGAAUGUUUCAUUAACUCUGCAGUGGUUGCAGAAUUGCAUCUUGCCGCACCCAGUGGCAGUGCAGGAGGUGCUCAGGGAUGAGACCCUGAGGAACAACAUCUUCAAGUUUUACAGUCGGAUCUGUGAGGCCAGCAGUGGGGCAGUGGGACACUUAAAAGAGCUCUGUUUGUUCAGUUCAAUCAUGCUUCACCUGAUGGAUGCUCAGGGCCUGACUAACAACAGCUGUCAUGAACUUAUAAAAACGUUGUGCCAGUCAGCAAUGACAGAAGAGGAUGUGAACAAGAAGGCUGUUUCAGUAUUCCUGACUUCUGUUUACAUCGGGGACAUAUGGCUUGGAGCACAAGAGCCAGAUAUGUUAAGAACCCAUAUCAAAUUGAUCUGCAGUAGUACAGAUUCUAAAUUAAAUGAAGAUGACAUGGAAACUGAUAAACAAGGAGAAGAAACUGUUGUGCCUCUUUGCAGAACCCUUUUCUCAGCUGCUCUGGGACACUGAUUCAGCGAACUGACACUUACAUCUUUAAUGUUAUGUGCUCUGCCAUUUUUGCUGUUAGCCAUGAAACCCUCCUGAACUGUUCUCCAUAUGAAAUUAACUUUUGUCAUAAGGAUCAAUAUUUUCUUACUUUGUGAGAAUUGGAGGAGAGAUUCAUCACUGCCAUAUUUUUUUCCCUUCUGCAGUUACGGGACACAACACUAUUUAUAUCAUCUUUUAUUACAAGCAUUUUUAAUGUUAUGAAGAACCAAAGAAAACUGAUUAGUCCAUCAUCUCUGGUCUGUAUUUCAGUCCCCGUGCAAUUAAAACCCAUCCUCUCUCCGAUGUAGGAUGUUGAAAAAUGACUGCAGUACUUCACCACAGUUUGGUGUAAGUGCAAAGAACAAGUGCUCAGAGCUUUAGCCACAGUGGUUUACUAUUUCUUGAAAAACCAUUUCUUUCAGGAUACUUGAUACUAAAACAGAUGGUACUGAGCCCCUGGGAUCAUAACGGUCUAGGAUUCUUCUCAUUUUUAGAUUGCUUUUGAAAGCAUUUCUAUUGGAGGUGCUCUGGUUUUAUUCUUUUCUGACGGUGUUUUAUGGUUGUUCUGGUUUUUUUAAUAAUUUUUUAAUUAAAAAAUGCACUGCCCAUCACCACUGCUGGAAAACAUUCAGCAAAGACUCUCCAUUCUGAGAAGAUGAGAGAGAGCUAAGACCCAAAUGACCUUCUGGUGAUUGAUAAAACAUGUGUUUUAUUGGAAAUUCUCUGUGAAGUGUGAUAAAUGUUUCUCAAGCAUGGCCCCGAGGGCAGUUUAACAUAUCAUUCCAGACAUGCAAACAGGCAGAGCCUGAACUUGAACCUUUGAAAUGUAAAACAGGAUUUGUUAAAUUCACUCAUGAAUAUGUACUGUGCCCAGGUACUCCAUACACGGUCUGUACUGGGGAAAAAUUCAAAGUCCACACUCCUUGUGAUCUUUAUAUAAUGUGCCUUUUUUAAGAAUAAAAGAAUGAGAUGCAAAUGAGAAUUGCUUCUUGUCCUAAAGAAGCUGUCCUAUCUCUAUCAAGACCUGGUUUAAAAAUAAAAAAUAUUAUCUUGAAAAAGCUGUACAAGCCCAAUAGAGGCUGAAGCGUGGCAUGAUAUUAAUAUAGAAUCACUGGCGUGCAACAUAAAGAAAUGUUCUUUGCA
This is a messenger RNA of Meleagris gallopavo (turkey), 3186 nucleotides long. The record is from RefSeq and is a predicted model, not a curated record. NCBI's taxonomy places the organism in Eukaryota, Metazoa, Chordata, Aves, Galliformes, Phasianidae.